This is a messenger RNA of Oncorhynchus mykiss (rainbow trout), 1936 nucleotides long. NCBI's taxonomy places the organism in Eukaryota, Metazoa, Chordata, Actinopteri, Salmoniformes, Salmonidae. The record is from RefSeq and is a predicted model, not a curated record.
GUUGUGAGGGGAAACGCACGCGAGCUCUGAUUUACAUGUGCUGUUGUUGCUGUGCCAUUUCUUUGCGUUUUGAGAGUGUGGAGUGUACCUUUUGUUCUGGUGAUCUCGUUCAAGUGACAAUGACAGCCUGUCUAUCAAGAUGCAUGGAACCCGCCCCAUUCACCCCUCCUGCUCCCUGGCCGUAGCAAGCAGGGAGCAGUGAAGACGAGGUAGCUAGUUUUGAAGCCGUGGCAUAAAUGAUCUCAUCUCAGCCCGAUCUCCGCUUUCUACAGAGGAUCCUAUGACCAACACCGGAAUAAAGUAAAAAUAAAGAAUACACACUCGCACUGUUGCGUAGUCAGCUAAUUUCUCCAUUCAAAAAAGCAUAAGCGGCAGCGGAAAUACUGUCAACGUCAGUAUUGUGGGGGAGGGGAGACUAUUCCUAGGUGGAGCCAGAGACGAGGAGGAGGAGGAUCUCUGGUGGAGCUGUGGGUGUUAAUGCUAUUUUAUAGAGCCAAAAUGUUCCCGAAGGGCACGAAGCGCAAGUUUUCCGACUCCAGGGAGGAACCUGUGGCAGGCGGUGAGGAUGUGAAUCAGUCGAGUUUGGCAGCUGUGAGGAUGCUGUCGUCCUACAGCCUGCAGCGGCAGUCCCUGCUGGACAUGUCCCUGAUCAAACUGCAGCUGUGCCACAUGCUGGUGGAGCCUAAUCUGUGCCGUUCGGUGCUGAUUGCCAACACGGUUAGGCAAAUCCAGGAGGAGAUGACCCAGGACGGCACCUGGCAGAUCAUGACCCAGGCCCUGAGUGCUGCCAACGCUGCUGCCCAGUGCUCUGCAGACCGCCUGGUGGCCACCGAGGUUCUGUGCCGGCAGACAGAGGCAGCCCAGGGGGAGCAGGUCCCCAAGCCCUUCCCAGUGGUGGGUUCAGAGGGCUGCCCUGCGGAGGAGGUGUUGGAGGAGGAGGAGGAGGCGGCGGCGGCAGAGGUGGGGAUGACUAUGUCCACUGUCUCCCCCCAAGCCCCAACCUCCUACCUGCCAGGCACCUUUGGCAUGGACCCCUGCUGGGAAGAGGAGGAGACAGGUGAAGAUGAUGAUGAUGAUGAUGAGGAGGAGGAGGAGGACAGUGAGGAGUGUGGGUCUGGCUCAGAGGGGGAGGAGAGGGAGCGUGACAGCCUGGUGGAGGACACCAGGACAGCAGAGCAGGUCUUUGGCACGUUCGAGAUCAAAAACCCUGCGCCCAGCCCCGACCCUGCUCUGGAGGAACUGUUUUCAGACGUGGAUGCGUCUUACUACGACCUUGAUACAGUGCUGACAGGAAUGCAGAGUGUUCCUAAGAUGGGGCCCUAUGACCUCCUGGAGAGCCUGUCCUCCCAUGGGCCCUCACCCCUCAGUUCCAGCACCAGCUGCCGAUCAGACCUCAAUGAACUGGACCACAUCAUGGAGAUCAUAGUGGGCUCCUGAGAAACAACACACUUCCUUGCAUACUUACUUUGCAGACUCGUUACAGACUGUGCACGUGGUGCGUAUAUUUGGAUAUGGUGUUAUUAUACGUUCAGAUGUUGAGGGUUUAUGAAAUCAAGAACUUAUUCAGUGUUACGACAUGCAGCUGUGCAUCUCUAAGUGGGCAGAGAUUACAACCUAUACCAUUAUGAUUUUUCUUAUUUGACAUACUUUCUAUAUUUCUUUUUGUCAUACAAUCUAUUUUUCCAGUUUUGUUUUUAUUUAUUGUAAUAUGUAUGGACUGAAGAACAAUGUCAUUACACUACACACAAAUAGACCCUCUGAAGCGAUGCAUAUUUUCCUAAAGAGUAAAACAAAUAUUAGUGAAACAUGUACGUACAGUUGAAGUCAGAAGUUUACAUAUACCUUGGCCAAAUACAUUUAAACUCAGUUUUUCACAAUUCCUGACAUUUCAUUCUAGUAAAAAAUUCCCUGUCUUAGGUCAGUUAGGAUCACCCCU